Drosophila takahashii is the source of this 907-nucleotide messenger RNA. RefSeq names its product serine protease grass. The record is from RefSeq and is a predicted model, not a curated record. Gene Ontology annotation, molecular function: serine-type endopeptidase activity. Lineage: Eukaryota; Metazoa; Arthropoda; Insecta; Diptera; Drosophilidae. Gene Ontology annotation, biological process: proteolysis.
CAUAAUGAAAUACAUGCUUGGUCUGCUCGUUUGUUUUAUUAUUGGUGACCAACUUUUCCAUGGAUCGGCCACAUUACUGGACCCAAAUUGCGGCUUGAGUCGAUAUCGAACACGAAUAUCAGGCGGCAGGGAUGCGGAAUUGAACUCAGCCCCAUGGAUGGUAUUUUUACAUGAUAACUUCGAGUUUGUUUGUGGCGGUUCGCUGAUUACGAGCGCUUUUGUUCUCACGGCUGCCCAUUGUGUUACUCCCAUUCCCAAGCGAUUAGCUGCUCGAUUGGGCGAGCUCGAUUGGACCACAGAGCGGGACUGCAAUAACGCUUAUAUAUGUGCCCCAGCUUACAGGGAAUACACGGUUACUAAAAUAUAUACCCACCCGCGGUACAGGUCGAUCCUUUCGCAUGAUAUAGCUCUGCUGAAACUGCACCAGCCGGUGCUCUAUACAGAGUCUAUCCGACCAAUAUGUGUGAUAAUGCCUGAAAAAGUGGACGAAUGGUAUUGGUACGUGGAUUCGGUGAGGGAGUUCACUCUGACCGGCUGGGGUGCGACAGAUACGGUUCCGGUUAGCCAUCGUCUUCAGACCGUGAAUCUCACCCAAACCGGUCGGGGAACCUGUCACGACCGAUACGGGCUUGCGGUCGAUCAUACCCACAUCUGUGCCGGAAAUACCGAUCAUUAUGCCUGCACCGGUGAUUCCGGCAGCCCACUCGGUUUCACAGUUAAGUAUGGUGGAAGGGAAGUCUACGCUCAAGUCGGGAAUGUUAGCAGUGGAUCGGAAGCUUGCAAAGGAAUAACCGUCUUCACAAACGUUGUAAGCUUCACCCAGUGGAUUGCGCGGACAAUUUCGUACGACGAGAGAUACAUGACGCCUUGAAUAUAGAAAAACAGAAAUUGUUUUUAGAAAAAUAUA